Molecule: messenger RNA, 5161 nt
Organism: Condylura cristata (star-nosed mole)
Lineage: Eukaryota; Metazoa; Chordata; Mammalia; Eulipotyphla; Talpidae
Gene: RBSN
Product: rabenosyn, RAB effector
Exons: 12
Coding region: 293-2635 (780 amino acids)
Molecular function (GO): metal ion binding
Source: RefSeq, a predicted model, not a curated record
CGCCUGCCGAGCGCCGAGCAGCCGAUGCCGAUGGCCGCCGCGGCGGAGUGAGGGACUUCGGAGGCCCAGAGCCCGGGCCCGAGGCCGGUCCAGGCCUGCCUGCCAGCGGCAACCUCGUGGGGGUUUCUUCUACUCCAAGGAAGCAGCAUCAUUCAGGCCACAAUGCCACGUCCUCAUUCUCCAUGUGCUGCUUGGUUAAGUUAAUGCCUCCGGAACCCUGUUGCUUGCAGAAGAAUCAAGCUGACUCUUGGCACGAGGCCCCUGCCUCACGGGGGCUGUGACCCACACUGCCAUGGCUUCUCUGGAUGACCCAGGGGAAGUGCGGGAGGGCUUUCUCUGCCCCUUGUGCCUGAAGGACCUGCAGUCUUUCUAUCAGCUUCAGUCGCAUUAUGAAGAUGAGCACUCGGGGGAUGACCGAGAUGUCAGAGGGCAAAUUAAAAGUCUUGUCCAGAAAGCAAAGAAAGCAAAGAACAGAUUAUUGAGACGAGAAGAUGAUCGAGCAGAAUCGGGGACCCGAGGAUAUGAAUCUUUCAGCUAUGGAGGGGUUGAUCCUUACGUGUGGGAACCCCAGGAACUCGGUGCUGUGAGAAGCCAUCUUUCAGACUUCAAAAAACACCGAGCUGCCAGAAUUGACCACUAUGUUGUUGAAGUCAAUAAAUUAAUUAUCAGGUUAGAGAAGCUCACUGCAUUUGACAGAACAAACACCGAGUCUGCUAAGAUCCGAGCAAUAGAAAAGUCUGUGGUGCCUUGGGUCAACGACCAGGACGUCCCUUUCUGUCCAGACUGUGGCAGUAAGUUCAGCAUCCGUAACCGCCGCCACCACUGCCGCCUGUGUGGGUCCAUCAUGUGCAAGAAGUGUGUGGAGCUCAUCAGCCUGCCCCUGGCAAACAAGCUCACCAGUGCCAGCAAGGACGCCCUGAGCUCGCAUACCAGCCCCAGCCAGUCACCCAGCAGCGUCCACGGCUCCCGCCGGGGCAGCAUCAGCAGCGUGAGCAGCGUGAGCUCCGUGCUGGACGAGAAGGACGACGACCGCAUCCGCUGCUGCACGCACUGCAAGGACACGCUGCUCGCGCGGGAGCGGCAGAUCGACGAGAGGGAGCACACGCCCGACAUCGCCAGGCUCUACGAGAAAUUACGACUUUGCAUGGAAAAAGUUGACCAAAAAGCUCCCGAGUACAUCAGGAUGGCGGCAUCCCUAAAUGCUGGAGAGACAACCUACAGUCUGGAACAUGCCAGUGACCUCCGGGUAGAGGUGCAGAAAGUGUAUGAGCUAAUAGAUGCUCUAAGCAAGAAGAUCUUGACCUUAGGCUUGAACCAGGACCCUGCGCCACAUCCCAGCACUCUGCGGCUGCAGAGGAUGAUCAGAUACUCGGCCACGCUGUUCGUGCAGGAAAAGUUGCUUGGUUUGAUGUCACUACCAACCAAAGAACAGUUUGAGGAACUGAAAAAGAAAAGACAGCAGGAAAUGGAGCAGAAGAGGAUCCUGGAGAGGCAGGCUGCCUUGGAAUCCCAGCGAAGACUCGAGGAAAGGCGGGGUGACUUGGCAUCUCGUGCAGCCAAUGGGGAGGUGUCAUCCCUUCAUGGAGGCCGGGCCCCCCUGAGAAAGGCUGAGGGCUGGCUCCCCCUGUCAGGCGGUCAGGGGCAGAGUGAAGACUCGGACCCCCUCCUCCAGCAGAUCCACAACAUCACCUCAUUCAUCAGUCAGGCCAAGGCCGCGGGCAGGGCCGACGAAGUGCGCACGCUGCAGGACAACCUGCGGCAGCUGCAGGACGAGUAUGACCAGCAGCAGACAGAGAAGGCCAUCGAGCUGUCCCGGAGGCAGGCGGAGGCGGAGGACCUGCAGCGGGAGCAGCUGCAGAUGCUGCAGGAGCGCGAGCGCGAGCGGGAGCAGCUGCAGACGGCUGCUGUGCACACCCGGACUCGGUCCCUGGACUUCCGAGAAGUCAGGCCGUUUCAGCUGGAGCCUGGGAGGGAGCCUCGCGCCCUUGCUUAUGCUCUGGAUCUAGACUCUUGCCCAGUUCAGAGCAUUGCGGCCUCCAAAACCCCUUCCCCCAGCUUAUCUCAAGAGACCGUCAGAGUAUGGUCUGGGCCGCCAGCCCUGGGCCGGGAAUUGCUCCCCCAGGACGCCAUGUCCCAUCAGAAUGAGGUGUCCUCCCUGAACCCCUUUGAGGAGGAAGACCUGUCCAGCCCCACAGCAGAGGGCACGAGCAGCCCCCCUGCUGCAGACCUGUCCUCCCGCCCUUCAGCCCACGUUCUGAAAGAGUACAACCCCUUUGAGGAGGAGGAGGAGGAGGAGGCAGCGGCGGGGAAUCCCUUCGUCAGCCCAGACAGCCCAGCGCCCAACCCCUUCGACGAGGAAGAAGAGCGUCCCCAGCAGAGGCCCGCGAGCCCGCCUGCUCCUGGCAACCCCUUUGAGGAAGCCGCCUGCACCAACCCGUUCGAGCUGGACAGUGACAGCGGGCCGGAGGGCGAGGCGCCGAUCGAGGAGGAGCUGCUCCUGCAGCAGAUCGAUAACAUCAAGGCGUACAUCUUCGACGCCAAGCAGUGUGGCCGCCUGGAUGAAGUAGACGUGCUGACAGAGAAUCUGAGGGAGCUGAAGCGCACCUUGGCCAGACAGCAAGGCGGCACCGACUGACCAGUGGGUGGGCAGCACCCAGCGGAGCCGGGGACAGGGCUAGUUGGCUUGACGGAGGCGGAAGGGCAAGAACUAAGAUGCCUGCAGGUUGAGCGAGACUCUGCUGCUUCUCAUCGCGCCGUGAAGGUAUUUUCACUACAGCUGAAAACAAAAUGGGAACUAGAACAGGAGAAUCAGCGGUCACUUGCUGUUUUUCCUGUUUUUUUUUUUUAAGUUGGGUUUUUCCUUUAGAAGGGGGUUAAACUUUAACUGCUGAGGUGUAACUACAUAUAGUUCCGUUGGGCCCAAGUAGAAAUGGGGGUUGUGCUCCUGAAGGGCCCAUUUGUCUGGCCUUGGGCCACUGUGUGGCAUUCCAGGGCCGCCUGGCGUAGGGCCCUCUCUUCAGCCCCCACGGACAAGUGGGCCCCUUUACGCCUUCCUUUGCUCUGGCAGAGCCGCGAGGCUGGGGCCUUCGCCCUGGGCUUCCUCUGGCAGUCGGUGGGGUGGCUCUUUGCUGGGGCGGUGAUAGAGGAGCGCUUAGAGCUUCUUUUAAGAGCUGGUGAUGGGGGCGGUGCUUUACCAAGGUCUGUUCCCCCUUUUUUUUCUUUAAAGAUUUCCUUCUUAGUUUGGAAUCUUUGUCUCUCUCAAGGAAUUGAUCUCUCAGUGCAGGGACAUCGCAGAGAUCCUGAUGACGCACUUUUUAGCAAACAGGAAUGGAUGAUUGUAAUUUGACAGAGGUAGGGUUAUUUGCGAGGGGGGUCCCAACCCUAGCGUUGCUUUGUUGGAACUGAAUGACUGAUGGAACAGGCCUUCCAUCAAGAAACUUCCCACCAGAACUUUGGCAAAAUUACUCUUUCCUGGGCUUUUUCAAAGGGGCCAGUUUAUAAUUUAGGGAUUAGUGAUCGGGAAGCCUCUCUGGAACUUUGUCAGGAGAGUACAACCUUCCCUGAGUCAGAAGAUAAACUGACCUCCAGGGGUAGUUGAUUAGCUUUCUUGCUUUCUUGGUGCAACCUGUCCUGUCCUGGGACACCAGUGAGAUUUUUUCUUCACAGUAUUAAGGAACAGACGUCUGAAGGGGUCAAUGCAGGAUUAUUCUGGUAGCACCAUAGUACUUGAACUUUUAACCAGUUGAGGGCAAAGGGAAAUUGUUUGUUUAGCUCUGCUGCUUGGUUUAAGGAGUAGAACCCUUGCCCCGAAGUGAAGUCUGACGUGAUGAUCUUCACUGCGCUCAGCCCUGGGGCGAGUCACUGCAGUUGCGUUUGGUGGUUAGUGAACAAUAACUGGUCACCGGUCCCUUCACUAAGUCACACUCCCCGGUGUGAGAGCUGACACGUGUCUUGUUACAUUCUGGGAAGACACCUGUUGAUCUGGGGACUGUCUAAAAUGUCCUGGUGUAAAAAUAAUGGUAUUUGUGGUGACGCUAUUCACGUUUCUUUAGCACGUGUGGGUCCUUUGGCAGAAUGGAAAAGCCCUGUGUGGGGCAUUGACAGGCUCUUUGCACUGGGUUCUGCUCAAAGGACUGUGAGUGGGUCAUCCAGGUUUCUGUCGUGAGGGGUCAGGGGAGCUAGCUACUAGUAUAGGCUGCCUUUCCUCCCUGAGGCCCAUGUCCUUGAUGCUUAAUUCUGGAGGGUUCCACGGCUGUCCGCUCAGUCCUUCCUGCCUUUUCUCCAACUGAAGACGAGGGCACUCUUUGCACAGAAAGGUGGGCAGUUCCUGCAGGUAAAGGCUGCCUCCCACCAUAAUCACUUCUCUUACGGGAGCAGCCAUCUUAAUGAGCUGGUGGCUUCAAUUAAGAGUCGUGAACAAAUGUGCCCUCUCCUUCAAUCAGCCCCAGGUGGCAACGUGUAAGUGGUGAAGUGGUCAAGCGCAUCAAGGACCACACACGUAAGAGAUGCUUUUUAACAGUUAUAAAAUCACUGAAUAUACUAAAUCAAACUAAAACGUUCUGAGGUGGUUCUUCCAUUGAGUCCUUCCAGGGCAGGAGUCUCCUGUAACCACAGCUCUGGCCGGUGUCGGAGUCUCUACCCCUUACGUGCAUUUCCCAGAUUUCACAUAGGCACUGAGGUGGAUUUACAGUGACGGGUUGACGUCACGGAAGAGGAGCCUAAUGGAUUGCAGCACUUCAGUUUCUAACCUCACGGACAGCACUCUCUUCCGCCACUGCGCCACCCCGGCAGGGAACAUGCGUGCGUGGUGGCGCCGGCCAAUCCCCUCGACGUGGCCAACCGCCGAGAGUGGGUUUGGGCAUCACAUGAAGGCCGAGUUUUCCUUUGCUGCCUCGUUUGUAUCUUUCCCUCUCUGACACACUAAGGACACUUCGUGUUGUUGCUGUGUAGAUACACUAGAAUGUGCCACACCAGCUGGCCACAUGCUGCUCGGACAUGGUGUGAUUAGGUGACAACUCAGAGCGAGGAGCUGGUCGUGCGGGCAUGGGUGACAGUGUGCGGGUCAUUGAUUUGCAUGCACUACUUGUGGCCUGUAUUGGAACCUUUUUAAAAAAAAAUAAAAUUACAGAUUAGUGGUUGGGAGUGUGUGCCUGUGCGCAUG